Messenger RNA from Monosiga brevicollis MX1, 3213 nucleotides. RefSeq lists its product as uncharacterized. The record is from RefSeq and is a predicted model, not a curated record. The coding region runs from base 1 to 3213 and encodes 1070 amino acids. Lineage: Eukaryota; Choanoflagellata; Craspedida; Salpingoecidae. Gene Ontology annotation, molecular function: actin binding. The transcript is spliced from 2 exons.
AUGGCCAUUGCUCAUAGCGAGUUGCCGGGUCCCGCGAGUCCUUCGAGAACUCCAGAAGAUGCUCCCUCCACCAAGGCCUCUGGUCCUCUUUCUCAAGCCGCACACAGUGCCGGACACAACGAAACCAGUGAAGAUCCCAUUCCUUCCUCAUCAGCGUCUCGCCUGCAAUGGCUAUACUACGGAACCAUCUCCAAGUAUGUCAAUCUCCUGGCAGGUUGGCAAGCGCGCUUCCUCGUCAUAUAUCGUGAGGGCGAGUCGGAAUGCUCCGUUGCCUAUGCGCUCAACGCCGAAGAGGCCGAAAAGCACCAGUUUCGCGCCAUUAUUCCACUUGGCAUGAAUCUGCGCGUACAGGACAAUGGACAACGGUUCAGCGUGUCUGAUGGCCACCGCAUCUUCUGGUUCUUCUCCACCCACACGACUGCCUGGCGCCAGGCCCUUGAGAUGGCGGCCAACAACAUGGAAACCAUCCCAUCCAACACGCCUGCUACCAAAUGGCCUCAGGCGAUUGGGGAUGAGGAGCCAUCAGCAACAGCCAUCGCCGAAAGCGAUGAACUUUUACAAUUUGAACUCGUUGAUGCCGAGGAAGUGGGCAUCGCCCGGCAGCCCACGGACCUGGCAUCGGCAUUUGUGUUUCAGGUGGAUCGACAGCCCCAUACUCUGGGCCUCGGCGCGUCGUAUGUUAUUCGUACCGAGUUGCGCGACCACACCACGGACGAAGCCGAGGCUGCUUGGUCGCUUCAUCUUUCCGGAGAAGAACUGCGCCGCCGGCUUACCGUGCUCGAGUCCCUUUUGCCAUCCGAACUCUGUGCUGAGCUACGCGCUUAUGCACACAACAAGACACCUCGCAACGGGCUUCGGUGGCUUCUGGCCCCUCAGCUCGAGGCUGCUGACGCGCAGGCCUGGCUCAGCGCAGCCGCUUCCAUCCUGCCCCACGCGCAACUUUUGAGCACCUUUUUUCGCGCGGAAGAAUUGCCCGAUGCUUUACAACAACAACAGAUCGUCUUCAGUUUGGACGUGGUCGAACAAUGCCGCCACGAGCUGACCAAGCACUAUUUUAACCGUCGCAGCUUGGGUCAGGUCAUGCAAGUCAUAAACGCACUGCAUGUCGAAGAUCAGCUCAUCGAUCUACUGCUAGCUCGCCUGCGCACAUCCUAUGAUGAGAACCACACCGUCUUGCAAGCAGAGGGCGAAGCCAUUCUGGCGCUUGCCGCGGGCGACGACCUCGACUCGCUCAGCACUCUAGAGCAGACUCACCGUGCUCUACUCCGUGCCAGUCCGACCCAGCUAUUGGAGCAAUGGUUCGACAAGCGUGUGGUCUUACCGCCGUCUACACAAGCCCUCUUGCAGAACCAAAGCGGACUGGCCGAGUUGCGCUGUGACUUGCUGCAUGCGUGCGCUGAAGCCCACGAACGCGCUGCGCGGCAGCUGGCCACAGACGCUGCUCGCUUUGAACGUGGGCGGUUGCCCCACGGGCCCAACAGCGCAACUGUAGUGGAGUCAGAGGCCCGACACGCCGAUGACGCCAUUGACUGGACCGAACCACUGUCACAACGCCAGCGGUCUGCCACCACCGCAGGUGCCCAAGCCCUGUCUGCCCGAGCCCGAGUGUUGCGGCUCAAGCGCUUGCAGUGGCUGCUGGCCAUUCGUCAAACGUACGAUGAACUGGAAGAGGGUAGUCAGAGCCGUGAACUCAGCGUGCUGGAGCGUUUGCACGAGCUCUUGGCGCGUUUAGAAGUCAUGUGUGAGCGGGUGGUCGACGCUUUUGCAGAGGGAGCGCGCUUGGCCCAGCAGCAGCAGGAGCUUGCACUGGCGGGGUUUGUAGCUGAAGCUACCAUGACCGUGAUGCGUCGCAAGCGCGAACAACGUGCCGCGCAACAGCGAUCUGCCAAGUUGGCCGGGAUUCGCAGUGCCACUGUUGCCGUCAAGCUGAAGUUGGAUGGCGUUUGCGAGCGUGCGCAAGCUUUGAUACGUCGUCAUACGGCGCACACGCAGGCCAAGCGUCGUGCCACACACAACCGCCAGCACCGCGAGGCCGCGUUGUGCAGCAGUGAAGGGGCUCGUGCCCAGGCGCGCAACCGAAGUUUGGCGUUUGUGGCCAACCACCUGCCAGCCUUGCAAGAAGCCUCGGCUCAAUUGAGCCCCGAGCAGGUGGAGGUCUUGCGCAUGCGCGCCCUCGAUCGCAUUCGCGCCUAUGCAGCACAACAAGAGCGCUAUGCCCUUGCAGCGCAGCGCGCGGCCCUGAGCCGUCGACGGGCUGAGCACGAGGAAUUCAUGGCCAUGCGCAACAACGUGCAGCACAGGCAAAACGAGUCCCUGCAGCACGCCUUUAGCCAGCGUCCCAUCGCCGCUCGCCCGAAAUACCCCGAGACCAUCAAGACACAGCGCGCCCGUCAGGCUUUGGAAGCUUGUAUAGCCGAUGAGGCGAGCCAAUGUGUGAGCGCACCUCAAGCUGAAAAAAACGCCCCUGGCAAGAAGACACAAGCAGCCUCGACUGCAUUUGAGCCAGCGGCACCAGCGGCACCAGCGGCACCAGCGACACCAGCGGCACCCGCAGCAGUACCUGCAGCACCCGCACCGCCUGCACCACCUGCACCGCCUGCAGCACCAGCGGCACCAGCACCGCCAGCGGCACCAGCAGUACCCGCAGCACCCGCAGCAGUACCUGCAGCACCCGCACCGCCUGCACCGCCUGCACCGCCUGCACCACCUGCAGCACCCGCAGCACCCGCAGCACCCGCAGCACCAACACCGCCUGCACCGCCUGCACCGCCUGCACCACCUGCACCUGUACCAUCUGCGCUUCAACAAUUGCAAGACACCCCAUCGGGCUCAGCCACAGCCAGUGCAGCUGUAUCGGGUCGCCAAGAUUUGAUGGCGGCCAUUCGGGGUCAUGGCGGCCAGCUCAAGUCGGCCACGACCAGCAAUGCCGAUCAGCAAUCAGCGACCAGUCACAAUUCUAGCACAGCCACGGCAGGAGGGCGCACCGACCUACUGGCAUCUAUCCGUGGCCAUAGUGGGCAGCUCAAGCCGCUCAGCGAGCGUUUGAAGCAAGAGGAAGCAGCUUUGACCAACACACAAGAGCCGACGACAUCGGCUGGGGGAUCAGAUGCUGUGAUUAGUGCACUUAUGGGGGCUUUGGCUCUCCGGCGGGCCAAGAUGGCAUCUGUCGCGAGUAAUCCUGCUUCAAGUGAUAGCGAGGAUGACGGUUUUUAA